CCAAAUUCAAUUCCUAUUCUGAUUUCCUUCCGUUCCUCUUUAAAUUCUCCAUCUACUCUCCAAUCCGUACAAAUUUCUUCUCAUCAAAGAUUCAAAGCUUUCAACUUUAACACUCAAUCUUCAUCGUCAAUUCCGAUCAUAGUGAGUUGAAACAGUUGAUUACUAGUUGUUGGACUUCGAUUUCGCAAUUAUGUUUUUUGACGGGUAUGGAUAUCAUGGAACAUCAUUUGAGCAAACAUACCGAUGCUACCCUGCGUCAUUCAUUGAUAAGCCGCAGAUAGAGAAUGGUGACAAAAUUAUAAUGCCUCCUUCUGCCCUUGAUCGGCUAGCAUCACUUCACAUUGAUUACCCAAUGUUGUUUGAGCUUCGAAAUGCUGCUACAGACCGUGUUUCUCACUGUGGGGUUCUGGAGUUUAUUGCGGAAGAGGGCAUGAUAUAUAUGCCUUACUGGAUGAUGGAGAAUUUACUACUACAAGAAGGUGACACAGUAAGAGUAAAAAAUGUAACUCUUCCCAAGGGUAAAUAUGUCAAGUUGCAACCACACACGAAGGAUUUCUUGGAUAUUUCCAACCCGAAGGCCAUCUUGGAGACAACACUGAGAAAUUUUUCUUGCUUAACCACUGGAGAUAGUAUUAUGGUGGCUUACAACAAUAAAAAGUAUUACAUAGACAUAGUUGAGUCGAAGCCCUCUAAUGCAAUAAGCAUCAUUGAGACAGACUGCGAGGUAGACUUUGCACCUCCUCUUGAUUAUAAAGAACCUGAAAGACCAGUUCCAUCUCUUCCAAGCAAGACUCCAGCUGAAGGUGAAGAGGCUGCAGCAGAGGAGGAGCCGAAAUUCAACCCUUUUACUGGUUCAGCAAGACGAUUGGAUGGGAAACCUCUGAAACAGCAACCUCCACCUGUUUCCACAUCUGGGUCUAAAGACAAGCGACCUGAUAUGGCAAAUGCUACUGGACAGUCAGCUGCCGGUUCAAGCUCUCAAAGCUCCAAUCGUCAGACACAGGGGAAGCUUGUCUUUGGGUCAAAUGCAAACCGGAAUCCGGAUAAACAAAAGGAACCUGUGAAGGAACCCGUGAAGGAGGAACCUCAAAAGAAAGAAGAGCCAAAGUUUCAAGCUUUCACUGGGAAAAAGUACUCCUUGAGGGGUUAACUGUAAUAUAUUCAUGUUAUUUAUCCUCUGUUUUCACAUCAUAUCUGCUCAGUCAAAUUACAUGGACUAUGUGAUCAAUGUAUAAUCAAUCGACUUAGUUUUUGUUCCAAAGAAACUGAUAUACAGUUUCCAACUAAACCCCGGAUUUCUGGGCUUUUAAACUUUCACAUAGUUUGUUUACAAGUGCUUAUUAUUCAGCCA
Messenger RNA from Nicotiana tabacum (common tobacco), 1351 nucleotides. RefSeq lists its product as uncharacterized. Lineage: Eukaryota; Viridiplantae; Streptophyta; Magnoliopsida; Solanales; Solanaceae. The record is from RefSeq and is a predicted model, not a curated record. Gene Ontology annotation, cellular component: VCP-NPL4-UFD1 AAA ATPase complex. Gene Ontology annotation, biological process: ubiquitin-dependent protein catabolic process; ERAD pathway. Gene Ontology annotation, molecular function: polyubiquitin modification-dependent protein binding.